GCUGCACCACCAUAAACCCUAAAAAACUCUCAGCCGCCGCUUUUGCACUUUUCGGUGGAAAAAAAUGGCGAAGAAGAAGGCUUCUCGUAACUCCAACGUAGCUUCCACCGAGCAGCAGCAACAACAGACGACGCAGCAGCAGAAGAAGAAGCCGGCGGAGCUCAGUCGUGAGUUCUCGAUGGAGGACCACGACUCGUCGGAGGAGAAGUUCCAGAACCUGAAGUCACUCAACGCGAUUCUCCUCAAGCAGACCGUGGAGAAGAGGCAGCAGAUCGAGUCUCUCUUCCAGGAGAAGGAAUCGUUGGAGUCCGAGUUGACUCGUUCCGGCGCGGUGACGACUCAGUUGAGGGAGGAGUUGCGUGGCUCUGGGGAUGAGAGUUUGGUGUUGAGGCUUGAGAUGGAUUUGUUUGUUGGUAUUGUGGAGAGUCGGUUAAGGGAGAUGUUGGUUAGGGAGAGGAGUGAGAGGGAGUGUGAGGUUAAAGAUCUGAUGGGGAAGUUAGAGGAGGAGAGAGGGGAGUUAGUUAGGGUUUGUGGUGAGAGGGAUUUGAAGAGUGAGGAGGUGAAUAGGUUGAAGGAGAGUGUGGUAAAGAUGGAGAUGAAAGGAAGGUUUUUGGGGGAGGAAGUUGAUGACUUGAAGUCUGAGAACGGUAGGAUGGUGAAGGAGAUGGAGAAGAGAGAUGAGAUGAUUGAGAUGGUUAAUAAGGAGAGGAGUAGCUUGGAGAAGGCCGUUGAAGAGAAGGUUAGGGAAGUAGAUGAGGUGAAGAGAGAAAUGAAAGGUAUUUCGAUGGAGAAGAUGGAGGUGGAGAUGGUUAGUCGUGAUCAGAAGGAAAUGAUUGUGAAGUUAGAGAAGAAGGUGGAGAAUUUGAGUGAGGUUGUGGAGAGUUUGACUAGGGAAGAGAAGGGUUUGCGUGAUCAGGUUAUUGGGUUGGAGAAGGAUCUUGAUGAGGUUAUGGAGAAAGCUAAAGCAAGGGAGGAGAGGAUUGUUGAACUGGCGAAAGAGAAAUCUAUCAAGGUUUCUGAGAUUGAGGGUUUACUGGCGGAGAACGUUUCAAUCAAGAAACAGAUGGAGAUGGCUCUGGCGCAGUCCUCUGAGAAGGAGAAGCUGGCUGACCAAUUUGCGCGUGAGAAGGUCGAUCUUUUGGAGCAUAUUACUAAGCAGAAAGCUGAGUUUGAUGAGAUGAGUAAACUAGCGGAUGAGCAAAAGCAUGUUUUGGUGCAGCUGCGGAAUGAUUAUAAUGAUCAGAUCAAGACUAGUGAGAAGCUUAGCUGCAACGUUAGCCAGCUUAAGGAUGCUCUAGCCCUGGUUGAGGCCGAGAGAGACAAUGCCGGGAAGGCUCUUGAUGAGGAGAAGAAGAGUCGGUUGGUUCUUAAGGAAAAGGUUGUAGAACUAGAGAAAAUGAUUCAAGCUUCUGGUAAAGAGCUUGAGAAGAUCAAGGCUGAGCGAGGGAGAUUGACUAAGGAGAAGAAGGAACUGGAGAAUCGUUCUGAGGCAGUGAAAAAGGAAAAGGGUAUUCUCCAAAAGGAUCUUGUGGAGCUCAAGAAAGCUAUGGGUGUGUUGAAAACAGAACUGGAAUCUGCUGGAACCAAUGCAAAACGUGGUCUAACAAUGCUUAAGACUGUGUCCUCUCUAGUAUGUGGACAAGACAACAAAAAAGGCGAGCAGAAGAGAGGAGAAAAGGGAGUGGAUUCAUACUCUGUGGAGCUGGAAGCGAUCAAGAAAGCUUUCAAGAACAAAGAAAGCAUGGUUGAGGAAAUGAAGAAGGAAAUAGAGACAAUGGAGCAUUCGGUCAAAGAUGCACAUGACAAGAAGAGCUUUUGGACCCUUGUGUCAUCUAUUACUACUCUCUUCAUGGCUGCUUCUGUUGCCUAUGCUGCUGCGAUUAGGUGAACGCUUGAAGAUGGUAGUGCCCUUUUAACUCUCAGACAGCAUUAUCGCAUUUAAGUUUUCUAUUUUUCAGUUGUUUAACUUCUAAACCGUUUGAGCAUCUUAUGAGUUGUUUACUCAUAAACUCUCUAUGUAGUUUUCUUGAACAACUAUAUGAUGUAAACCUUUUCCCUUUCAUAUCUGUGGUUCUGCUACUAUUCUCUCAGAACAUGUAGCUGAUCUUCAGAAAUUCUAAUAAAAUUGUUAGUUUCAUAUCC
Messenger RNA from Eruca vesicaria subsp. sativa (arugula), 2142 nucleotides. The record is from the annotation of a GenBank genome assembly. Lineage: Eukaryota; Viridiplantae; Streptophyta; Magnoliopsida; Brassicales; Brassicaceae.